CAAAUGUUCAAGACCCCGUGAAAACUGAGGUUACUGCAGUGCUGGCAGUAGCACACGUAGGAUGCUGCACCAGAAAGGUCCCUGCAACAGAAAAUUGUUAAAGUUUGUUUUACAGAACUCUCCACCCUUUCUUUGUACAAAUAUGUGACAUAGCUCAGCCACCGCUUUCUUCCUAGCACUGUAAAAAUCUUGGUUAAACUGUCAGUUUUCUAUCUGAAACAUGUAGAAACAACCGGUUACCUCGGUCUGAUUCCACUUCCAGGCUUUCAUCAUCUGUAAUUUUGGUAAAAAGCUGCUUUUGUUAAUGUGUAAUGCCUCAUAGUAACCGGUUACACUUUUACUACAAAAGGGUGUUUUAUUUUCCCGAGGGAUGAAUAGUAAUCAAGGAUCAGCUGGUAGUGCCAAGUGCCCUGAUAACACAAUUGGCUGCAUACAGCUUUGUUAGGCCCCUUCCUGCCCUUGCCGGGAAGACUUAAGAGAAGAUGUUGGGAGAGCUGUUCUUUACCUGCUUGGCUGUUGGGGAGCUGAAUUUUGGGAUCACUUUGUCUGCCGGGUGAGAAGGUAAGCGCCUGCUUUGAGCACGUGAGGCCCUUACUGAUUAAUGAUGGUGAGGGGAAGGUGAGAGAGGAGAAUAGAUAGAGAGCGUGCUUGAAAAUAAACACGUGAUUUAGGAAAAUUACCCCGAAAUUAAUCACUGACUGAUUUUAAUGUGGAGAGGUGAGGGGGCUGAUGGAGUUGGAAGGAGACAGAAACUGAGGAUUCUGAUUCUAAUCAGAGUAGGGGCUGAUUUGUGUUAUUUUGAUGCUGAUUUAAGUGAGCUGGAGGAGGGCUGCAGUGACCCUGGCCCUGUGCUAGGAAGUGUCUCCCUGCCUAAGCACAGAGUGGAAUCUGGCUUUGAUCUCAUUAACCCCAUCAGCACUGGAUUAGCAGAUGUGUUUCUGGAGCUUGACUCCAUCAGACGCUUGAGGUGUAUAGAAAGUGGCAGAGAUUACUUCAGUAGAAAAAGGGUUUCAGAUGCAUGCCAGGUUCCCGCUGAAUGCCAGCAGCAGAGAUCACUCCAGAUGGAGCCCCAAGGUCAGCAUGGCAGCGGCGGUUCCGUGGUGGUGAUUCAGCAGCCCUCCUUGGACAGCCGGCAGCGCUUGGACUACGAAAGGGAGAGCCAGCCCACGACGAUCUUGUCGCUGGACCAGAUCAAGGCCAUCAGGGGCAGCAACGAGUACACCGAAGGUCCGUCUGUGGUGAAAAAGUCUGCUCCGAGGACAGCACCGAGGCAGGAGAAGCACGAAAGGACUCACGAGAUUAUACCGAUUAAUGUGAAUAAUAAUUACGAACACAGGUCCAGCCAUGUGGGGCACGUGGCGCAUCAGCAUAGCACGAGGGCUCCCGUCCUGAGCCGGUCGACCAGCACGGGGAGCGCGGCCAGCUCCGGGAGCAACAGCAGCGCCUCCUCGGAGCAAGGGCUGCUGGGGCGGUCACCCCCGUCCCGGCCGGGCUCCGGCCACAGGUCCGACCGGACAAUCCGGGCGCAGCCCAAGCAGUCGUCUCUGAUCGUGGAUGAUCUGAAGGGUCCUUUGAAAGAGGACUUGACGCAGCACAAGUUCAUCUGCGAGCAGUGUGGGAAGUGCAAGUGCGGGGAGUGCACGGCGCCAAGGGCGCUGCCGUCCUGCCUGGCCUGCAACCGGCAGUGCCUGUGCUCGGCCGAGAGCAUGGUGGAGUACGGCACCUGCAUGUGCCUGGUCAAAGGGAUCUUCUACCACUGUUCCAACGACGAUGAAGGGGACUCUUACGCGGAUAAUCCCUGCUCCUGCUCCCAGUCACACUGCUGUUCUAGGUACCUGUGCAUGGGAGCCAUGUCCUUGUUCCUGCCUUGCUUGCUCUGCUACCCUCCGGCCAAAGGAUGCCUAAAACUCUGCCGAGGGUGCUACGACCGCGUCAAUCGUCCGGUGCUGCGACCUGAAAACAAACAUCCUCCAGAACACGUUGUCCGGAGGCACAAACGUCUGACAGAGGCUCUGCCCCAAGGGGCUGAACCCCAUUGUGUUUGUGCAAGAAGGAGCACAAUGGGACAUCCUGCCUGA
Molecule: messenger RNA, 2078 nt
Organism: Empidonax traillii (willow flycatcher)
Lineage: Eukaryota; Metazoa; Chordata; Aves; Passeriformes; Tyrannidae
Gene: SPRY1
Product: sprouty RTK signaling antagonist 1
Exons: 3
Coding region: 708-2078 (456 amino acids)
Biological process (GO): negative regulation of MAP kinase activity; animal organ development; multicellular organism development
Cellular component (GO): membrane; cytosol
Source: RefSeq, a predicted model, not a curated record